Molecule: messenger RNA, 3771 nt
Organism: Daphnia magna
Lineage: Eukaryota; Metazoa; Arthropoda; Branchiopoda; Diplostraca; Daphniidae
Exons: 1
Coding region: 1-3771 (1256 amino acids)
Biological process (GO): DNA integration
Molecular function (GO): nucleic acid binding
Source: RefSeq, a predicted model, not a curated record
AUGGUCCAAGCGCAAGUGUACGACGUCGACGGGAAUAUCGUCCUAGCCAAUGUUUUCCUGGAUGAAGGGAGCGACAGCACUCUCUUCCGAGAAGGUUUCAUCCGGAAGCUGAGAUUAGAUGGGACACCACACACGCUCUCAGUCGACGGUGCCGGAGGCGUGAGAAGUAAAUAUGCAUCCAGACGUGUACAAGUACGACUCCGUUUGUUCGAUGGAGAAGAAGAAACACUGAAGGGUUCUACCCUACCUACAGUGGCGAGUCCAGCUCCUGUGCUGGAAUGGAGUGCACUGAAACAGAGGUGUAAACAUCUCCAAGACCUUCCGUUGCAGCCAAGCGGAGGGAGAGUUGAUAUUCUGUUGGGGAGUGAUCAAGCUCACUUCACGACUGCCCUGGAAUCCCGAAUCGGCAAGAAGUUCGAGCCAACUGCAAUACUUACACGAUUGGGUUGGAUCGUACGUGGAGUACUCGGAAGUGGACUCCUGGAAGCAGUAGUCAAGAGCCAUGCCAUUUUCGCAGCAGACGAGGACGUAGACGUUCUAGUUCAGCAGAUGAAACGAUUCUGUGACAGUGAAGAAUUCGGCACCGAACACCAGAUUCCCGGCAUGUCCGAGUCGGAGAAACAAGCAGUGCAGAUACUGAAGGCAGGCACCCGAAUAUUGGACGUGGGAUACGAGGUCCCUAUUACGUGGAAAACCGGGGAGCCGAACCUUUCGAAUAACCGAAGUCUGGCAGAGAAAAGAAUGAAAUCUCUGCUACGCCGAUUCUACGAAGACCCCAUAUUUGAAGAAGACUAUCGCCAGGCGAUGGAGAAGAAUUUUAAGAUGGGAUAUGCGGUCUACGUCGAAGAUCCAUCCGAUAGUCAGCCGGAAUAUUACCUAGCUCAUCACGGAGUGAAAAAGGGUAAAAAAUGGCGAGUCGUUUUCGACGCCGCAGCAAAAUUCAAUGGAAGAUGUUUGAACGACAGCAUCCUCAGCGGUCCAGCGCUACAGAAUUCGUUAACGUCCGUCAUCAUCAAAUUUCGUGAGGGAGAAAUCGCUUGGGCAUCCGACGUAGAGGCGAUGUUCAGUCGCAUCCGUCUUAGGACCGAAGACUCACGUUAUUUUCGUUUUCUGUGGAACCAAAGAGGGGAGACGGAAUCGCGAGUAUGUGAGAUGCGGAGACUACCGUUUGGGGCCACCUGUUCCCCAUUUAUUGCAAUCGCCACUACUCGAAGAGCAGCAGCUGAUUUUGCCGGACCCUCGUUCGUGUCCAAAGCCAUUGAACACAAGAUGUACGUGGACGAUUAUUUGAGUUCAGCGAAGACAAUCCACCUUGCCAUUCAAGAAGCGACUGGAGUUCAAGAGGCGUUGGCGGCAGGUGAUCUAAAUCUCCAAGGAUGGAUCUCAAAUUCCGUUGAGUUCUUGAACCUGCUGUCCGUCGACGUCAAAGCUAGUCUCGUUGAAGAACGUUCCCUUGACGGAGAUCAUGAAGAAAAGGUGCUUGGGGUAUACUGGAAUCCUACUACCGACGUGCUCACUUUUAAAGUGAGUGGCUUAGAUACGGUGGUCCUUACGCGAGUUGGAUUAGCCAGCAAAACGGCGAGCUUAUUCGAUCCGCAGGGGAUGGCCGCUCCCAUGACACUAAAGGCGAAGGUAAAACUCCGAGAGCUUCAGAUCCAAGGGCUUCAAUGGACCGACGAGGUGACCGGAGAGGCAGAGCAGUGGUGGAAGAAAUGGUUCGAGACAUUGAAGCAGCUCAACGACUUAGAAAUUCCACGUUGUCUAUUCGAGAGGGAAGAUUUCAUCGUUCGGACGGAGUUGCACAGUUUCGGAGACGCUUCAGAAGAGGCGUACGCUGCAGUGGUUUACCUGAGAAACGUGUACGUCGAUGGAACGGUGUUAGUCCGACAUGUACGAGCGUCGACAAAGCUGGCUCCGAAAAAGACGAUUUCCAUCCCUAAACUCGAAUUGAACGCAGCCUUGCUGGCGGCUAGAUUGGUGCGUACCGUACAAAUGGCUCUCACUCGUACCAUUCACGCACGUUAUUUGUGGACGGACAGCAGUACCGUUCGAAACUGGAUCAGAGCAACUGCAUCCAAAUACCAAGUGUACGUCAGUCACCGUAUAGGCGAGAUUCAAACGUUGACAGAGCCACAGGAGUGGAGGUUUCUGCCAGGUCGGAUUAAUCCGGCAGACGUUGCGACCCGUUCCACGCUCGGAGAAGAGAUCUUUCCGUCUUACUGGUGGUGUGGCGUAGAAUUCCUACAACAUCCCGAAGAUCGUUGGCCAGCUGAUCUGCCCUGGAUGGUGGAGGUUGAAGAGAUUCGGCCGGUUCGUGCUAACGUGGUCCAGUGCGAAUCGUCGGCGCUUGACUGGGAGAAGAUGAAGAUUACAGUUGAGAAGAUCCCAGCGUUGGUGAAGCUGCAAGACCCCUUCCUCGAACUUGUACGACGGUGUCAAGAGGAGGUGUAUUCUGCAGAGCUUAGUUGUCUACAGAAAGGAAAGUGGAUCCCUUCCACCUCAAGUCUGUUAACGUUAUCACCGAUACUCGGAAAGGACGGAUUAAUUCGGCUAGGGGGUAGAGCUGGACGCGCUCAACUGCCUUACGAAGAAAUUCAUCCUCCUGUACUCCCAGCAGGACAUAAGUUUAUCGUGAACGUUGUCAGGGCUUUCCACUUGAUGCUCAAACACGUCGGGACUGACUACCAAAUUAGUUUCAUUAGACAACACUUUUGGAUUCCCCGCGGUCGGGAAUUAGUCAAGAAGGUUCGUCGGGAAUACACCGUUUGUCGAAGAGAGCGAGCCAAGCCGGGUGAGCAGCUCAUGGCGGAACUUCACAGAUCACGUUUGGAAGCAGGAACCCCGCCUUUCACCCGAACAGCUUGUGAUCUGUUCGGUCCACUGGACGUAGGCCUGUCUAGAAAUAGAACCGCCAAAAGAUGGGGAGUUCUAUUUACGUGCCUGGUAACCCGCGCCGUUUAUUUGGAGUUGGUGACGUCUUUAUCUUCAGAUGAUUUCCUCCUCAUCUUACGUCGAUUCAUUGGUCUGUAUGGUCAACUCGGAGUUUUCCAUACUGACAACGGGACCAAUUUCGUAGGAGCAGAACGUGAACUGAGAGAAGCAGCUGAAGCCCUAUUCGCCGAUCCAAAGUUAGCAGAUUUCAUCCGGAGCAAGCCGAUGAAAUGGAAAUUCCAACCUCCCAGAACGCCACACUUCGGCGGGGCUCACGAAUCCCUCGUUAAGUCGACUAAAAGGGCACUCUACCGAGCGUUAGAUGCAGAGAAAUUAAAGUUGCAGUAUCCGUCUGAAGAAACGUUACGUACUUUAUUAUACGAAGUAGCCGGCUUAUUGAAUGGGCGACCGCUGACAGCCGCGAGCAAUGAUCCAGCCGAUUUCCGACCGUUAACUCCGGCCGACUUUCUGAACCGGGUCAAGACGGCGUGCCCACCCGUCGGCCACUUUGAGGACGCCCUACCUCGAGAGAGAUACAGAUACUUGCAACGUGUACUCAAUCUGUUUUGGGACAUUUGGAAGAAAGUUUAUUUGCAGUCUUUGAUUUCCCGUUCCAAAUGGAAGAACCCGAAACCUAAUUUCGCUGUUGGAGAUGUGGUACUCGAAAUCGACAGCUCUUUGAGAAGAAGCCAGUGGAAUCUUGGAAGGGUUACGAAAACCUAUCCCGGAGCUGACGGAUUAGUUCGUGUCGUGGACGUUCAAUUUGAGAGAGGCCUAUUUCGACGAGGAAUUGGACAGCUAGCUCUGCUGGAGACCGGCUCAUCCGCUGGAUCGCCCUAA